This is a messenger RNA of Camponotus floridanus (Florida carpenter ant), 4863 nucleotides long. It is a transcript of the gene Sec24AB, whose product is annotated as protein transport protein Sec24A. The record is from RefSeq and is a predicted model, not a curated record. Gene Ontology annotation, biological process: endoplasmic reticulum to Golgi vesicle-mediated transport; intracellular protein transport; COPII-coated vesicle cargo loading. The transcript is spliced from 15 exons. NCBI's taxonomy places the organism in Eukaryota, Metazoa, Arthropoda, Insecta, Hymenoptera, Formicidae. Gene Ontology annotation, molecular function: zinc ion binding; SNARE binding. Gene Ontology annotation, cellular component: endoplasmic reticulum exit site; COPII vesicle coat. Bases 206 to 3847 code for a protein of 1213 amino acids.
AUCGUCUAUCCAUGCCCUGGCGCAGCAGUCGCGCGAGCUGCCACGUAAUGUUGUGUGUGCUGUUUGUCCGUUCUCGAGUUGCUGCAAUUAUAUCGUCCUGUAGGAUUACGUGGAGAUAAGCGAGGUGAUGCGCGAGUUUGCGUCCAUCCGUUUUUAAUUUUAAACGACCCGCGUUGUUGUAAAGUGUGACUGUUAAAGGAACAAAAUGUCACAGUCAAGUGGUUACCAAUAUCCAGUGUAUGCAGAGCCCAAUAAUUCCUUGAAGAAUGAUCCAUCGCCAAUAGUAAAUGGCCAAAAUUCUGCUUCUCAACAAAAUGGUACACCAUCAUCGCAAUCGUCGCGUGACCCGUCCAGGGAGACUUCCAGAGACCCAUCGCCAACUCAAUACCUUCAUAAUCAAUAUCGGCCUCAGUUGCCUCGACCACCAAUGCCACCAAUAAAUGGACCUCCAAGCUCCAAUGCGUUGCCUUUGCUAUCUAGGACGACACAAUUGCAUAAUCCUGUAAAUCCUUACGGAAUUUCUAACCAAUAUGCUGCUAGUGCUCAUUCAAAUGUUGCAGUCAGUACACCUUCGACUGCCUUUGUAUCCCAACCUAAUCAGGAAGUUCAGUAUAGAAACACAAUUCCUUUGAAUCAAAUGCCUUUACUAGCCAAAAACUUGUCAUCAGGCUCUGCUCCUUCGACGUUCACAAAUACUACCGAACCGGAGCUUGCUAAAGUAAACCAAAGUUAUCAAUGGACAACUAAUCCCCUUCCUACUAAUGCUGCACAGGGGACCACAGAUAUUUCUGGAACAUCCAGUAACAUUGAUAAGACUAGUCAAGUCUCUACAGAUCAAACUGCUGGAGUUCAAACAUCUUUUACUGGAUAUAAGACCUUGGUGCAGGGUCAAUGUGACCCUACUUUUCCAUCUUCAGCCAAUGUUAGUCUACCUCCUUCGAAUCUCCGUCAACAUGUGAAUAAAAUUAGGCACAUACAACAAGAUCCAGCGAUUUCCAAUAUACAGUCUCCAAAAACUCAAAAUAUUCAAGCAUCACAACCGAUAAUCGGUGUUUCUGAAAGCUUAAAUAAUCCUCAACUCAAAUAUAGCAGUCAACAGAAUCUAUUCAGUCCAACGUCAACACCAUUGAAUUCUAGCACACCAAACUUAUUCCACGGUUCACAAGGCCAUAAUAUAGAUUCACGGAAUCCUCAAAAUUAUAGUCCUCAACCAUUGAAACCACAGCAGAAUUUACUUACUGGUUACAUGGAUUCUACGGGAUUGGGAAACACUCUUCAAGGUCAGAAUAUACAUCAAAAUUUACCUGGCCAGAGAAGAUAUCCACAACAAGACACUGCCAAUACUACGAUGCUACCUCCAAGAACGACCGCACCGCCUUUGGGAGCUAAUCAAUUACAUGAUGCGAGACCGCCGCCACCAGGAAUGCCGCCUCUUCCGAGUCAACAGCUGUACGAUACUCGUUCACAACAUCCCGGUCCGAUGACGAACGUUCCAUUAGAUUCGUUAAAUAAAAGAUAUCCUAAUAUAUAUCCUGACCAAUUAAAUCAGUUAAAUAAUCAGAUGGGCAAUCUAAACGUUACACAAAGUAGCUACAACAAAUUAUGGGGGAUGGAAGCGGUAGAUCUUUUACAAUGCAGAAAUAUACUGCCACCUGAAAAAGUUGAGCCACCAAAGAUCAGAUUGCAUCAGGAAGUCUUGGAUAAUGUAAACUGUAAUCCUGACAUAUUCAGGUGUACACUGACAAAAGUCCCGGAAUCGAACUCGCUUCUUCAAAAAUCAAGAUUGCCAUUUGGCGUACUAAUACAUCCUUUUAGAGAUCUAAACCAUUUGGCAGUGAUACAGUGCAAUACAAUCGUACGCUGUCGAGCUUGCAGAACAUAUAUCAACCCAUUUGUAUAUUUUGUCGAUUCGAGAAGAUGGAAAUGCAAUCUUUGUUUCAGACUUAAUGAACUUCCUGAAGAAUUUCAAUUUGAUCCUGUGACGAAAUCGUAUGGUGAUCCAGCGCGACGACCAGAAGUCAGAACUGGCACGAUAGAGUUUAUCGCGCCAAGCGAAUAUAUGGUCCGUCCACCUCAGCCUGCUGUUUAUCUUUUUGUCAUGGAUGUUUCUCGUCUCGCAGUGGAAAGUGGCUAUUUGCAGAUUGUCUGUAACACCAUCACUGAAGAAUUAUCGCGUCUCCCCGGCGACAGCCGCACUCAAGUCGGUUUUCUUGCUGUCGAUUCUGCUUUACAUUUCUUCAGCAUGCCUGAUAAUGUAUCGCAACCGCACGAAAUGAUCAUGCUAGAUAUCGAUGACGUAUUCCUGCCAUGUCCAGAGAACCUAAUUGUAAAUCUGAAAGAACGCGAGGAGCUCAUUCGCGAUCUUCUCGCCCAGCUAUCUGUCAAGUUUUGCGGUACUCACGAUACUAACAGCGCUCUCGGCGCUGGUCUUCAAGCUGCUCUAAAACUUCUUUCCGCUACUGGAGGACGCGUCACUGUUUUCCAAACAUGUCUGCCUAAUCUUGGUCCAGGAGCCUUACAGCCCCGGGAAGACCCCAAUGCUAGGGCGAACAAAGAUGUGCCGCAUCUUAAUCCAGCAACAGAUUUUUAUAAAAGAUUUGCUCUGGAUUGCAGUGGACAACAGAUUGCAAUUGAUUUGUUCUUAUUGAAUAGUCAAUACAGCGAUCUGGCAACUUUAUCAUGUAUGUCAAAGUUUACUGGUGGCUGCAUUUACCAUCUGCCACUGUUUCGAGCGUCAAAGUUGCAGAAUAGUGAGACAUUGGAGAGAUUGUUUCGCCGUUAUUUGACCAGAAAGAUCGGCUUCGAGGCGGUAAUGCGGCUUCGCUGUACCCGUGGUCUCAGCAUCCAUGCUUUUCACGGCAGUUUCUUCGUUCGGUCGACCGAUCUUCUCUGUUUACCAAACAUUAAUCCGGAUGCUGGUUUCGGCAUGCAAAUCUCUAUUGACGAGAAUCUCUCCGACGUGCAAAAUGUAUGCUUCCAAGCGUCUCUUCUCUAUACUUCGAGUAAAGGUGAACGAAGGAUUAGAGUACAUACCCUGUGCUUGCCAGUUGUGGCAAGUCUAUCGGAUGUCCUAUAUUCUGCAGAUCAGCAAUGUAUAGUGGGCUUGUUAUCAAAAAUGGCUGUCGAUCGAUCACUUCAGUCGUCUUUAUCAGACGCUAGAGAUGCAUUAAUAAAUGUUGCUAUCGAUGUCUUGUCUGCGUUCCGACUAUCACAAUCUUCCGGCAGCGGAGGACUUAUCGCACCAGGAAGUUUAAAAUUGCUACCAUUGUAUAUUAUCGCGUUGUUGAAAAGUAUAGCGUUCAGAUCCGGCACGAGUACACGUUUGGAUGAUCGUGUAUUCGCCAUGUUUCAAUUGAAGACAUUACCAUUAGCACAACUAAUACAAGUGGUCUUUCCCGAUUUAUAUCCUAUUCAUGCGCUCGAUGAUCGCAAUUCAAAGGACAUUGAUGGCAAAGUGUGUCCACAGCCGCCGCGACUUCAUUUAUCUGCAGAAAAACUCGAUAGCCGAGGCGUCUUUCUUAUGGAUGCUGGUGACAGAAUCUUCAUCUAUAUUGGGAAAAAUAUUAACCCAAUAUUUUGUUCAAAUGUACUCGGAGUUUCGGCAUUCGUGUCUAUCCCGGAAGAAAUGUACGAAUUACCAGAGUUGGAUACAGUAGAAAGCGAACGGUUGCGAAAUUUUAUAUUUAGCUUGCAAGAAGAAAAGCCGUAUUACGUACCUGUACAAAUUAUCAGGGACGACAGUCAUUUUAGGACAUUAUUCAUCGAACGAUUGAUAGAAGAUCGAUUUGAAUCCGCUCUUAGUUAUUACGAGUUCUUGCAACAUCUCAAAACGCAAGUGAAGGAGUGACCAAACUAAGGAAAUUCUUGGGUGAGAUUAAUUUGUGAAAGUGUUAGUUAAUCGAAUCCAUGAAUUACAUGGAAUUAUAAAAAAAAUUGUGCGACGAUAAAGUUGUGUGAUUCAUCACAAUUCAUCGAUUUUGGGUGUCACUUGGGAUAUAUUUGGGACAUAUCACAUGAUUCAAGAUCUAUUUAUGCCAUCUACUUAUGCAGCAGUGAUAGCCUUAUUGAAAGACACUGACGCAUUUAAAUAUGAUAGAUUGUAAUUGUUAUUAUUAUAAUAAUUAUUAUUAUUACAUAUUAUAUAAUUCUUUAUCAUCAAUAACUUCAAUUUACAUUCUAAUUGCGCCACUUGGGUUAAGCAAGAUUUCUCUAUGCUUUAACUCAUAUAUAUCCAGUGAAUGGUAUCCAAUUUUUAUGAUUCGUGUUACAUCUAUACAGCAAUUUUAUUUCAACAAAAUUUUUAUUUCUUCAAUAAGAAAGUUUUCUUUCUCACUAACGGUAUAUAAUUUUCAAUAACGGUAAUUCGUUGAAUAAUAUCAAUAGUGACAAAUAUAAAGCUGUUUAAUAAGAUAUGUUUGUAUAGAAUUUUUUUUAAUUAUAUAUGUUUCUAAAUAUUCUUUCUUUCUCGUUCAUCGAAUUAUCGUUAUUGUCGUGAAUUAAUACGCAAGUGUUCUUAUCUUAAAUACCACACACAUGUACACACACAUCUUCAAAAAAUCGUAAAAAAUAUUAUUUACAAAUGAUUAUACAAAUAUUAUUUAUAAAUAAUUAUACACAAUAGAAAUGGUAUUAAAUAUGUGCAAUUUUGCAUUUUUAAUAUAAGUAGUAAAAUAAACGAAAGUGUGUGUACUUGCAAGACGUGUGUCGCCAAAUGAAAAUAUUUAAUGGUGAUAAACAAUGUACUUUUUGCAAUUUAAUCACCUAUAGGCAAUAAAACGAACAAGAGGAUAGUAACGACUCAUAAAAUAUUAUAUUAUCGGUUGCUGUAUGUCAUUCUUCAGAUAAUGACAGGUUGUUAAUCAC